AUGGUAGAUCCUACUUCUACGAGCACUGGUUCAGCCAGUAUUCCUUCAUCUGGGAUUGAUACAGGGAGUCAUUUCUACAUUCAUCCCUCAGAUAAUCCUGGAGCAGUACUUGUACCAGUUCCUUUUAAUGGAACUGGUUUUCAUUCAUGGCGUCGUAGUGUACUUCGUUCUUUGUCAGUGAAGAACAAGCUAUUGUUCAUCAAUAGUGAGUGUAAGAGACCAGAGGUGAAUCAUUCCAGUUAUCGUCAAUGGGUGAGGUGUGAUGAUAUGGUCACUUCCUGGAUUCUCAACUCUCUAGAUCGAGAUAUUGCUGAUAGUGUUAAAUAUGUCAAUGAUGCUCUGAAAUUGUGGACAGAACUGGAGGAUCGAUAUGAUCAGACAAAUGGAGCAAAAUUUAUCAAACUCAGAAGGAAAUAA
Messenger RNA from Solanum pennellii, 417 nucleotides. RefSeq lists its product as uncharacterized. The coding region runs from base 1 to 417 and encodes 138 amino acids. The record is from RefSeq and is a predicted model, not a curated record. The transcript has a single exon. Lineage: Eukaryota; Viridiplantae; Streptophyta; Magnoliopsida; Solanales; Solanaceae.